AGGGGCCUCUCUUGCCACGCCGCCGUUGCCGGGAUACAGGGCAGCGCGCAGCCUCUAGUGGUUAGGCCUGAGGGCCCAGGUAAGCUGCGUGCGAGUGUGCGGGGAGUCGAGAGUGAGCGAAUCCGAGAGCGGGGCUGACUGGGGAGCUCAGCUGUAGUGGUGAACCUGAGCGCUGUGACCUGCCUCACUCCUUCCGCGCCGGCGGAGUGAACAGACAAUGGCCAGUAAUCACAAACCUUCAGCAGCUCGUCCUGUUUCAAGAGGUGGAAUUGGGUUCGCAGGAAGGCCUCUUUCUGGAAUACGACCCCCAUCAGGAAAUAUUCGAGUGGCAACUGGAAUGCCACCUGGAACAGCAAGACCAGGCUCCCGUGGUGGUGCCAUAGGGACAGGAGGAGUUCUGUCUUCUCAAAUUAAAGUUGCGGAUCGUCCUGUAACACAGCAAGGCUUGAGUGGAAUGAAAACUGGAAUUAAAGGUCCCCAGAGGCAAAUUUUAGACAAAUCUUACUAUCUUGGACUUCUUCGAAGUAAAAUAAGUGAACUUACAUCCGAAAUUAAUAAACUUCAGAAAGAAAUAGAAAUGUACAAUCAAGAAAAUUCAGUAUAUUUAUCAUAUGAAAAGAGAGCUGAGACUUUAGCUGUUGAAAUCAAAGAGUUGCAAGGACAACUAGCAGACUACAACAUGUUGGUCGAUAAACUUAAUACCAAUACUGAAAUGGAAGAAGUAAUGAAUGAUUACGACAUGCUUAAAGCUCAAAAUGAUCGAGAAACACAAAGUAUGGAUAUAAUAUUUACUGAAAGACAAGCGAAGGAGAAACAAAUUAGAAGUGUAGAAGAAGAAAUUGAACAGGAAAAACAAGCAGCAGAUGGCAUUAUCAAAAAUAUGUCUCCUGAAAAACAAGUCAAGUACAUAGAGAUGAAAACCACAAAUGAGAAAUUGUUGCAGGAGUUAGAUACACUUCAACAGCAACUAGAUUUACUGAACAUGAAAAAAGAGAGUCUGGAAGCUGAAAUAGCACACUCCCAGGUAAAGCAGGAGGCUGUAUUGCUGUAUGAAAAACUUGAUGAGUUAGAGUCCCAUCGAGAUCAAAUGACUGCAGAAGAUAAAAGUGUGUGCUCUCCAAUGGAAGAGAGAGAGAGAUUGCUUAAGCAGGUUAAAGAAGAUAAUCAGGAAAUAGCCAGCAUGGAGCGACAGUUGACAGAUUUAAAAGAAAAAAUAAAUCAAUUUAAUGAAGAAAUAAGGCAACUUGACAUGGAUUUAGAAGAACACCAAGGUGAAAUGAAUCAAAAGUACAAGGAGCUAAAAAAAAGGGAGGAAAAUAUGGACAGUUUUAUUGAGACUUUUGAGGAAACUAAGCAUCAGGAACUGGAACGGAAAGCUCAGCUAGAAGCCAGCAUCGUCGCACUUCUGGAGCACGGUAGUCGCAAUAUAAAUCGUAUGAAACAAAUAUCUUCAAUCACCAAUCAAGAACUGAAGAUAAUGCAGGAUGAUCUCAAUUUUAAAUCUACUGAAAUGCAGAAAUCACAAAGUACAGCUAGAAAUUUGACCUCAGAUAGUCAACGUUUACAGUUGGAUCUACAGAAAAUGGAGCUUCUGGAAAGUAAGAUGAUUGAGGAACAGCAUUCUCUAAAAAAUAAAAUUCAGCAAAUGAUGACUGAUCUGGAGACAUUUAAUGAUUUGCCAGCUUUAAAAUCAUCAGGUGAAGAAAAGAAAAAGAAAUUGCAUCAAGAGAGAACAGUAUUAUCAACUCGCAGAAAUGCCUUUAAGAAAAUAAUGGAGAAGCUAAACAUAGAAUAUGAAACACUAAAAUCAGAGUUGCAAGAAAAUGAGACACAUUCUCAGCUUACAAAUUUGGAGAGGAAGUGGCAACACCAUGAGCAAAAUAAUUUUGUGAUGAAAGAAUUCAUUGAAACCAAGAGUCAAGAGAGUGAUUACCAGCUAAUUAUGAACAACGUGACCAAGCAGAUUGCAGACUACAAUAAAAGCAUCAUGGAUGCUCUACAUAGCAUGAGCAGGACCUGAGUCCAAACCAACUGCGAGUCUCCAUAGAAGUAUCCUGUUGCUGUUACACUUGAGACAAGCUGACUGAAUAAAAUAGCUUACCCUGAAGUCUUACCUAAAA
Rhinolophus ferrumequinum (greater horseshoe bat) is the source of this 2120-nucleotide messenger RNA. RefSeq names its product intraflagellar transport 74 (gene IFT74). Bases 218 to 2020 code for a protein of 600 amino acids. Gene Ontology annotation, molecular function: beta-tubulin binding. NCBI's taxonomy places the organism in Eukaryota, Metazoa, Chordata, Mammalia, Chiroptera, Rhinolophidae. The transcript has 20 exons. Gene Ontology annotation, cellular component: cilium; intraciliary transport particle B; centrosome. Gene Ontology annotation, biological process: cilium assembly; intraciliary transport involved in cilium assembly. The record is from RefSeq and is a predicted model, not a curated record.